AUGGCGGCCAAGUGGUUUAAGGAGUUCCCCUCCAACCUGAAGACGGUUUCAGAGAGGGCUCGGCCGGGCAGCGGUAGCCUGGGCAAGAGCCGCAAGAAUUCGGCCGCCGAGUUGGGGGGCUGCCGGCCCGGCCCGGGGGGUGGCAAGGAGGGGGGUGGGCGGCUGUCACGGGACAACCUGCAGGGUUUGCUUCAGGCCGCCACCGGGAAGAUGCGGAAGAACUCACGAGUGGAGGGGGGCACGCCAGAGGGACCCCCCAAAACCUGCAGCACCUACAUCAACCGCCUCAUCAAGGUGGAGGCUCACGAGAAGAACGGGAAGGGGUACCCCGGCCCCCUGCCCACUGGCCUCCCUGCCCCUGAGCAGGACAAGGGGAAGACCCCCAAGACAGAGACGGUCAUCAUCCUGGAGGACUACGCCGACCCCUACGAUGCCAAGCGUACCAAGGGGCAGCGGGAUGCUGAGCGCCUGGGGGAGAAUGAUGGCUAUAUGGAGCCGUACGAUGCCCAGCAGAUGAUCACAGAAAUCCGCCGUCGGGGCUCCAAGGACCCCCUGGUCAAAGCCAUCCUGCUGCUGGACAGUCCUGGCGAGCCUGGGGAGGGGGGUGGCAAGCCAGAGCCAGCCAAGUGGCCGGCAGGCAAGGAGGCAACGGGGAAGGGGCCACAGCUCUACGACACCCCUUAUGAGCCCGGGGAGGGGGUGGCCGGGGGGACCCCAGAGCGCAGGGCAAGGGCCGGGGACGGGCGCCUGCCCGAGAAUGAUGAGCGCCCGGCGGGCGAGUACGAGCAGCCCUGGGAGUGGAAGAAGGAGCAGAUCGUCAAAGCACUGUCAGUCCAGUUCGAGGGCUCAGAGCGUCCCAAGGAGGAGGUGCCAUGGCAGCACCUACGCCAGAAGAGCUGGACCCCGAAGAUGCUGAAGCCGGCGGGUGCUGAACAUGGUGACGGGGAGCGGGUGGACCCUGCCCUGGCACUGGAGAAGCAGCCCUGGUACCAUGGGGCCAUCACGCGGGCCGAGGCAGAGAGCCGGCUGCAGGCGUGCCGGGAGGCCGGCUACCUGGUGCGCACCAGCGAGACUGGCAGCGGCAAGUACUCCAUCGCACUCAAGACCAGCCAGGGCUGCGUCCACAUCAUUGUGGCCCGGACCAAGGACAACAAGUACACGCUCAGCCAGGCCAGCGGCGUCUUCGCCAGCAUCCCCGAGGUCGUGCACUACUACUCUACUGAGAAGCUGCCCUUCAAAGGAGCUGAGCACAUGGCCCUGCUGCACCCCGUCCACUGCAAGCUGCAUUAG
Haliaeetus leucocephalus (bald eagle) is the source of this 1290-nucleotide messenger RNA. It is a transcript of the gene SHE, whose product is annotated as Src homology 2 domain containing E. NCBI's taxonomy places the organism in Eukaryota, Metazoa, Chordata, Aves, Accipitriformes, Accipitridae. The coding region runs from base 1 to 1290 and encodes 429 amino acids. Gene Ontology annotation, molecular function: phosphotyrosine residue binding. The record is from RefSeq and is a predicted model, not a curated record. The transcript has 6 exons.